AAAAAGACGUAGCUUAUUUACAUAAAAAUAAAUUCAGAUUUUGUUAAAAAUGAGUUUUUCAGGCUUAAUUAAACAAAAUGCACUUAUAUCAAGUCAAUUAUCUCGUGGAAUUCAAACUUCUGCUAUUUUAGCGAGUGUCCAGUCUGGAAGAUACAAAAUUACACCAAAAAGAGAUCGACCAUUGACGUACGAAAUGGCAAAUCCACCUCAUUAUAUUGCUCAUAGAAAAGGUUGGAACUCUUGGAAUACAUCCAAUCUACGAGGAGAAUUAAGAACAGCACAGUGUAUAACUGAGGAUGCAUUUAUCAGGAAGUUCAUGACUGGAACAUGGCAUUCGUUGGUACUAUCUGAAGUCAUUAUCAAGCGUCAGUUCAAUCACAUUCGUAUUGCAGCCCUCAUAAAGCAAGGAAUAAGUUCAAGAAAGAUGUACUUUUUAAUAGGAUACACAGAAGAGCUCCUUUCAUAUUGGCUGCAAUGUCCGGUAACUUUAGAAUUACAGACCAUAACUGAUCCGAAAGAUGUCAUCUUUAAGUACAUUUAAACUAGUAACAAGAUUUAGACAUUACAAAUACACAAACAUUUUAAUUAG
This is a messenger RNA of Chironomus riparius, 589 nucleotides long. The record is from the annotation of a GenBank genome assembly. NCBI's taxonomy places the organism in Eukaryota, Metazoa, Arthropoda, Insecta, Diptera, Chironomidae.